Rhincodon typus (whale shark) is the source of this 1344-nucleotide messenger RNA. Its product is annotated as acidic mammalian chitinase-like. The coding region runs from base 1 to 1344 and encodes 447 amino acids. Gene Ontology annotation, molecular function: chitinase activity; chitin binding. Gene Ontology annotation, cellular component: extracellular region. The record is from RefSeq and is a predicted model, not a curated record. Gene Ontology annotation, biological process: carbohydrate metabolic process; chitin catabolic process. Lineage: Eukaryota; Metazoa; Chordata; Chondrichthyes; Orectolobiformes; Rhincodontidae. The transcript is spliced from 11 exons.
AUGGGGAAGGAGCUUCUUUGGAGUGUGAGUGUGAUCUCCUUUCUACAAUUAUCACUGGUCUCCUCCUACAAACUAGUUUGUUACUACACAAACUGGGCUCAGUACAGACCAGAAGGUGGUAAAUUCUUCCCAGAAAAUGUUGACCCCUGCCUGUGCACCCACCUGAUUUAUGCCUUUGGCAGCUUGGCAAACAAUGAACUCACUACCUAUGAAUGGAAUGAUGAGCCCAUGUUCAAGAGAUUCAAUGAUCUGAAAAUUAGAAAUAAUAAUCUGAAAACCCUUUUAGCUAUUGGAGGUUGGAAUUUUGGUACCACCAGAUUUACAAACGUAGUGGCUACAGAUGAAGCUCGGACAACGUUCAUCAAUUCUGCAAUCAGUUUUCUUCGGAACCAUAGAUUUGAUGGUUUGGACUUGGACUGGGAGUAUCCUGGCUCCAGAGACAGUCCACUGGAAGAUAAACAACGUUUUACAGUCUUUGUCAAGGAAUUGCAGGAAGCUUUCAGAACAGAGGGAGAGUCUUCUGGAAAGGAGAGACUCUUGCUUACAGCUGCAGUUGGUGCUGGUAAAGACACCAUUGAUGCCGGAUAUGAAGUAGCUGAAAUUUCAAGAUACAUAGAUUUUAUCUGUGUGAUGACGUAUGACUUUCAUGGGGCUUGGGAGAACGUUACUGGUCACAAUAGCCCUCUCUACCGUGGGUCCACUGAUGAAGGAAAAUUUAUUUACUUUAAUGUUGACUUUGCAAUGAAGUACUGGAGAGAUGGUGGUAUCCCAGCAGAGAAUUUAAUUGUUGGAUUCCCAACCUACGGACGUAGUUUCACCCUGAGCACCUCCCAAACAGGUGUUGGUGUUCCAGUAAGUGGGGCUGGCCAACCAGGCCAAAUAACCAGGGAGGCUGGAUUCUGGGCCUACUAUGAGAUUUGUACAUUUUUGAGAGUUGCUACUUCAGACGUGAUUGAUGACCAGCUGGUUCCAUAUGCAUUCAACGACAAUCAAUGGGUUGGAUAUGACAAUCAGCAAAGUUUUAUAACCAAAAUUGAUAAUGGAGAUUUUAAAAACUGCUUUGACGAUAUUGAUCUAUUGUUAAAAGAGUGUUCUUCCUCUUCUAGAGAUAAAUGUGGGCUAUUGACAACUUUAACCACAACAGCUAGUGUCACUCCCUCUUCAAGUGGCGUUACUACAACUAUUGUAGUCCAUGACUUUUGCCAAGGCAGGUCUGAUGGGACAUAUCCUGAUUACUCUGAUCGUAGUAAAUAUUACCAGUGUUACCAUGGACAAACAUACCACAUGAUUUGUGCCGAGCGUCUAAUAUUCGACGAAAAUUGUAAUUGUUGCAAUUGGUCUUAA